GUUUAUUCUCGUUGCUAAUCAAGUCCGUUACUGUUGUUGCCACACUCCGUCCUAAAGAGCAGAUAGUGAACAUUUACCCGGGUUUCAGAUCAUUUGAUGCAAGCUGGAGUUAUGCCCGCGGUCUCUGCAACCGCCUUAGCUGCAAGGAAGAAAAAAUUGUUUGCCAGUAUUCAUGAUGCCGUUAAAGCCAGUGAUGUGGAGGAGCUUGAGCUGAUGGUGAAAAAUGGAGCCAGCAUUAAUGAAGUUGAUCCCAUUCACAAAUUCACUCCAUUGCAAUGGGCAGUGCAUUCAGAUAGUUUAGAGUGCCUGCACUGGUUGCUAUGGCAUGGUGCGGAUAUGACUGAUGUCACUUCCAGGGGUUGGACAGCAGCACAUAUCGCAGCCAUCAGGGGUCAUGAUGCCUGUAUGCAGGCCCUGAUAACAAAUGGUGCCAAUUUAACAGCAAAGGAUGAUAGAGGCUGCAUACCAUCGCACCUGGCUGCUGCCCAUGGACAUUCGUACACACUUCAGACCAUUCUUCGCAGUGGUGUGGAUACAAAUCCAAUAGAUAAGUCUGGUUGGAGGAGUGUUCAUUAUGCUGCCUUCCAUGGCAGGCUGGGCUGCUUGCAACUUCUAGUCAGAUGGGGAGCAGAUGUGAAUGAAGUGGAUCAGGAUGGCAAUUUACCAGCUCAUCUUGCAGCAAUGGAGGGCCACUUGCAUUGCUUUAAGUUUCUUGUCUGCCAAGGAGCUAGCAUGACCCACAUACUGGGAGCCAGGAAUGACCAAGGUGAAACUCCGAAGGAUCUUGCAAAGAGAUUCUAUAAGGACAACAUAGUGCAGUACAUUACAGCUGUGGAAUAUGAACGGGAUCAUCCAGUUGAUCAAGAAAAUCUCGUAUUUCCAGCUCAUGUAAGUGCAUUCAAAGGAGAUCACGAGACUCUGCGACAACUGGUGGAAUCUGGAGUAAUUAACAUCAAUGAACGAGAUGAUAAGGGAUCCACCCCCAUGCAUAAAGCUGCUGGACAAGGACACAUUGGCUGCCUGCAAUGGCUCAUCGAGAUGGGAGCAGACCAUCACAUCAGAAAUGAUGCCGGAGAGACACCAAAGGACGUGGCUAAAAGAUUUUCCCAGUUGGCAGCUGUUAAUCUGCUGGGAGGAGGCAUAGAUGAUGAUUCUGAUGAAGAGAUGAAUAAAGACAACCCUAGCUUCUUUGACCAACAUGGUAUAGAAGGAAGUACAGAUAAUCAGGACAACAUUACCCUAAGUACUGGUCAGAAGAGGGAGGCAAGGAUGAGGGCCUAUGAAAAGAUUGAAAACUUUGAGCGGUUAUUAGAAAUUGCGAAAAGCAACUACAGACAGCUUGGAGGUAUGCUGGAGGAAGACUACCUCCGGCGGAAAGAAGAAAAAGAAGCAGAAAGAAUGCUGCAGGAGUUGCAGGCUCAACUGGAGUAUGAGCGCUUACGCAGGGAGAAGCUGGAGUGUCAGCUGGAUGACUGUCGAGCAGAGAUGGGCCACCUAAAUCAGUGUCUGGAAAAACUGAGGACCUCUAAUGGCUCUGUGGGAGAGAGUUUUGAAGAGCCAGUUAAAGAGAAAAAAAAAGGAAAGAAGAAACAGAUGGUCAAUUCUGGAGGUGUGUUUGUGCAGCGAAUUCCUGACAGGAACAGUGCCAACCUCAGACCUCUCUGACACUCCAGAAUCCUUUGCCAUAGGCUUGUUCAGAUUAUAGUCUUAACUGCAUAUACAUUGCUCCCUUAUUUUACAGUCUCUUAUUAAACAAACAACUGACAGUCA
This is a messenger RNA of Carcharodon carcharias (great white shark), 1770 nucleotides long. RefSeq names its product ankyrin repeat domain-containing protein 42-like. The transcript is spliced from 12 exons. The record is from RefSeq and is a predicted model, not a curated record. The coding region runs from base 97 to 1665 and encodes 522 amino acids. Gene Ontology annotation, molecular function: protein binding. NCBI's taxonomy places the organism in Eukaryota, Metazoa, Chordata, Chondrichthyes, Lamniformes, Lamnidae.